This is a messenger RNA of Sabethes cyaneus, 3369 nucleotides long. RefSeq names its product TOM1-like protein 2. The record is from RefSeq and is a predicted model, not a curated record. Lineage: Eukaryota; Metazoa; Arthropoda; Insecta; Diptera; Culicidae. Gene Ontology annotation, biological process: signal transduction. The coding region runs from base 527 to 2092 and encodes 521 amino acids. The transcript is spliced from 8 exons. Gene Ontology annotation, cellular component: membrane; endosome. Gene Ontology annotation, molecular function: phosphatidylinositol binding; ubiquitin binding; clathrin binding.
CCGUGUUUAAUGUUGGUGGUUCGACCGAUGAAACCAUCGUAAAUGAAGCUAUCAUGCUAGAUUUGGCCUUUUUGUUUCCAUAGUUUAAGUAAACAUACUCGACAGGUUAUUCGAACGCGAUACUCGGUCCCUCAGGUUCUGGCAAAAUUCUUCGAUUUUUAAGGUGCAAGCUGCUGAACAAAAGAAAAACAUUGAACCACUAGUGAAGACUACUGUAGUUUACGUCGGAUUACGGAUGAUUCAUAGCCAUUCCUGAGUUAGUGGAAGUUUAGUGUCAGUUUUCUUUAUAUGUAUGCCGAUAGUGUGAAUUAGUGUAUUUUUGUUGCGUAAAAAAUAAGCAAAACGUAUUUAUUGCGGUUGGAAGAAAAACGUUUUAAGGGUGUAAUUUGAGCAGUUCCAUAAACUCACUGCGGAGAAUAAGUGCAAUUGCGAAAUCAGUUUCGUAACAAGCAAGCAAAUCUAGAUCAACAGUGAAAUUAUUGGAAAAAAAUAACAUUCUCAUCCUCCGGUUAAGACCAGCAACGCUAUGACCUCUUUUUUUAAUGUUAGUGCCCUAGGAGGCAAUCCUUUCUCCACGCCAGUUGGACAGAGGAUAGAACAAGCCACCGAUGGCACUUUGGCGUCAGAAAAUUGGGCCCUCAACAUGGAGAUAUGUGACAUGAUCAAUGAAUCUUCCGACGGAGCACGGGAUGCGAUGAAGGCAAUUCGUAAGCGCCUCACACAGAACGCCGGCAAGAAUUACACCAUCAUAAUGUACACAUUAACCGUACUAGAGACGUGCGUGAAAAAUUGCGGCAAAGCAUUUCAUGUACUGGUUGCUAAUAAAGAAUUUAUCCAAGAGCUGGUCAAACUGAUCGGACCGAAGAAUGAUCCUCCGCCUAUCGUUCAGGAGAAAGUGUUAAGCCUCAUUCAAAUUUGGGCCGAUGCUUUCCGCUCGCAGCCGGAUCUAAAUGGCGUUGUCCUGGUGUACCAAGAGCUGAAAAACAAAGGCAUCGAGUUCCCCGCUACCGAUUUGGACUCAUUGGCACCGAUAUAUACACCACAACGGAGUGUACCAGAUGGUGCCGCUACUGAGAGCAGUAUAUCACUUUCGCCUCAUCAUGUAUCGCAAACGCCUAACUCCCCCGCUUUACAGAUGCCUCCACCAUCAUCGAUGUCACAGGAACAAAUCGCCAAACUACAGUCCGAGCUGGAUAUCGUCACAAUGAAUAUGACUGUUUUAGGUGACAUGUUAACGGAGCUCAAACCUGGCCAGGAGGAUCCAGCCGAUUAUCAGUUACUAUCCGAGUUGGUAGCAACUUGCCGUGAAAUGCAAAACCGCAUUUUCGAGUUGAUCGGCAAGGUCAGCCACGAUGAAUUGACGGCUGAAUUGCUACGGCUCAAUGACGAAUUAAACAAUCUCUUUCUGAGGCAUGCUCGGUUCGAAAAGAGCCGCGAUCCCAAAACAGCAUCUUUGACUACUCCGUCAGCAAUUCUAGGUGCCGCUAUGGGCGUUCCCCCGUCGGGUGAUCUAGGACCGGCAGCUGCUUCCACCGACAAGAAAGAAUCGCUGAUCGAUCUUAGCGAUGAAGCUAGUGGUGGCGGUGGCACGACCGCUCUCAGCUCACAGCUGGCUGGCCUCAGCGUUGGGAAGGGGGCCACCGCCACUUCACAGCUAUCUCAGCUAAACAGUGUAUCAGCCCAGUCGGGAGGAGCCGCAAAUACGAAGAAAGUAAUUCCACCGGACGUCGUAUCCGAUGAGUUUGAUAUAUUCGCGCAAUCGCGCAAUACUACCGGCGACGGCGUUAAAGAUUCUCCUAAGAUGGAUGUACUGGGACCAAACAAGAACACACGCGACACCGAGUUUGAUGAAAUGGAGAAGUGGCUCGGUAAUCCGGAGGACAUUGACUCGGUGGAGCCAACCGAAAAUGGUGGCAACAUUGGCGGUGCGGAAGAAAGUCUAACCAGCAAGGAGUUUGAGAAAUUCUUAGCGGAACGAGCGGCAGUCGCCGAUAACCUGCCGUCAAUUUCCAGUCAGAUCGGCAGUGGUAACACCAAUGCAACGAAGGAUCGUAAAAAGAAAGACGACGACGAAGGACUACUGGCACUGUGAACGGUGGGCGCGUCGAUGGUUUUACUUUUCUUCAAUGGACGGGGCUUAUUGUAUGUGAUAGAUGUUUGUUUUAUUAGCAACUCAGAGAUAGAAGACAUUUUCAUCAGAUAUAUAUUAUUUAUUUUCGAUGGACAUUGUGACGCUGCACAGUAUGGACCCGCCCAUUGUGACAGCUGUAUUCCUGGGCCUUAACUGCAAGCAUGCGCCAUACUCUAUACGAUGUACGAUGAUUGUAUUUAUAUUCUUUACAUUUUACUUUUUUAGUAUAGUGAUUAUCGUAACAAAUUUAACCUUUUUAUUCUAUAAGCAGAUAUCUAUAUAGUUGUGCUUACCAGUGGUUAAAAGAUUAACAAGUGUAACUUGCCGUCAAAGAUGAAGAUAACUUGCAUUCUAGCAUUUCCUUCACCCUGAACAUUACUAGAGUCACAAGUUAUUAACCUAUUGUAACACAUUAACAAAUGAGCUAUUGAUUCAACACAAAAACGCUAGUAUAAGCAUAUUUUAGGCCAAAAAAUAUUAAACAUUUUUAGUCAUCUUGUUGAUACAAACAAAAAUGCUUGAAAAACAUCAAUCAAGAACGUCAGAAAACCAACCCAAUGAUUGGUGUUACUUAAAUCAUGCAGUUUCUUACGUAAAAGAAAGUUAUGUUUAGUCAUUCUCAAGAGAGGAUUGAAAUAUUUUAAACCAAAAACAAUUAUUCUAAUACUGUGUUUUUCACUAAUUUAUGUAAGAUCAAGCCAUUCUACUUUUUGGUAGCAGUGCAGCCAUAUUAAGGUCAUAAAAUUUAUAAAAUUUAUACAUUUUAGCUUUAAGCCUGCGGUUGAACUUCUUUAUUCUUUAUAAAUUGUUGCCAAUAUUUCAGUUAUUUGGAAUGAACAGUAAUCGAAAGUAAACAAUUUGUAAAAAAAACAUUCGUAAGCUUUGUCAAGCGUCAAGUUCUGAUUCAACCUUUAGAAGAAUAUUUAAGCAAACAUUGUAUAGAAGCUACAACUAACAUCUGUUCAAAGCCUUACAGAUAAGCAAGUACCUAUAUUUCUUUAAUCCCAAAAAUAGCAGAGCAGUUUUGAUUCGUUAAAGAUUCUGCAUAUUCUGGCAUGUAUCAUCAGUAAAGUACGUUACGCAAUGUAGCUGCCACGUACCUAACAUUUGAUUUGUGACAAACAUGGGUUAAACGACUUUUAACGUUUUGGGAUAAAUUCUUCAACUGGGUUACGAGGGUUACGAGAGACGGUAUCUUACUAAAUGCAAAAUGAAAAUAAUAAUGAAAACCCCAUUAU